CGGGAUGCGGAGUUUGGUGAGAAGAGAGAAGGAUUACAUCUGCAAAAAUGGUCGAGGCUUUCUGCGCAACAUGGACACUGGUGGAGAGUCGGAACUUUGAUGACUACAUGAAGGCACUAGGAAUUCCUUUUGCCACAAGACAAGUGGGCAAUGUUACCAAACCAGCAACAAUAAUCAGCAUGGACGGGGAUAGAGUGGUGGUUAAAACCCAGAGCAGAUUCAGGGCCACUGAAGUCUCGGGCAAACUUGGAGAGGAGUUUGAUGAGACUACAUCUGACGACCGAAAAGUAAAGUCUACCUUUACCAUGGAGGGAGACAAAUUGGUGCAUACACAGAAGUGGGAUGGGAAAGAGACCAGAUUGAUUAGAGAAAUCAAGAAUGGAAAGAUGGUGAUGGUGUGAUGCGAACUGUGACCUUUGCUCAUGUACUCUGUGACGAUGUAGAUGGGUUCUUCGGACACGACGGCGUAGAGCUGCACCAGUUUAUCGUGUCGGAGCUUCUUCAUGAUCUG
This is a messenger RNA of Xiphophorus hellerii (green swordtail), 511 nucleotides long. Its product is annotated as fatty acid-binding protein, brain-like. The transcript has 4 exons. Lineage: Eukaryota; Metazoa; Chordata; Actinopteri; Cyprinodontiformes; Poeciliidae. The record is from RefSeq and is a predicted model, not a curated record. Gene Ontology annotation, molecular function: lipid binding. The coding region runs from base 48 to 401 and encodes 117 amino acids.